AUGGUUGCGUCGAGAAGCCCGGACCAGCCGUCGGCUCAGAAGAAGCGGAGAAGACCUGCCCUGGCAUGCGAACAAUGCCGCCGUCGAAAAGUCCGCUGCGAUAGAAACCUUCCCUGCAACACCUGCAUCCGCUCCAAGCACGCCCUCUGCACAUACACCUCGCAAACAAAGCCGGCACCCAGGAAGAGCCCCAAACAUGGCGCUGAAGGUACCGAGGGCACCAUUCACACGGCUCUCCGCCUGCCAGACCCCAUUCUCCCGGCGUCUCAAUCCCUGCGAACCAUGAGACACCCAGUCACUUCCACUUCCUCUUCCGCCGCUUCAAGCACACCCCUUGCCGCCCACACACGGCUAGAGAACUUCAGGGAUCCCGUCCACGGUUCUACCAACCCCAACGAGUCUGGUUUGGGGUUCCCCGAGCCAAUCGCUCCGACUUCAAGGGCCCUGUCGGAGGCAUCUCCCGCCACGCACGACGCCAGGAAUCUCGAUGGACACCCGCUCUUCACUUCGGACCCCAGCUCCGGGGAACACGCCGGGCCGGCAGACUUUGGACCCUGGCGGCCCGUCAACCCCACGCGACCUCCGGCGGCCGUCAGUGUGAGAGCGGAGACCGCCUCGACUCCCGGAAGCUGCCCCGGCUCCUCGUCGACGGUGAAUUCUCUCGUCGAUCGAGUGAAACAGCUCGAGCAGCAGUUGUCAGACCUGACUGUGAAAUAUGGAGCUCGAGAGGAAGAUGUAACUCAGCCUGCUCCUGGUUUCCGAGAGGGGUUGAGAUACAGCCGGGGUUGCGUCAGCAAGACUCGCUAUUUUGGCCAGAGCCACUGGAUGAACGCGGCCGAUAUGUUGUAUCGCCUCGUCAACUUUGCAAGAAAGUUUGAGAAUCGUCGAUCAUCUGAGCUCUACAUCGACCUAGAAAAGUGCAAAAAGCUGGGACGCAUAAUCAAAGCCCGCCGGACCCCCUCAUUCAGCUCCAUUUCAACCGGCAAGAGUAUGCCCUCCAGAGAACUAGCUGAUGCCCUCAUCAACAACUACAUCCGAACCUUUGAGUCCAUCCACCGCAUCAUCCACGUCCCGACCUUCAAGGCGGACUACGAGAAGUACUGGGAGAACCCUUCCGAGGCGACCGACUCCUUCAUCAUCACCAUGCAGCUGUGCAUGGGCAUCGGCGCCACCAUGCACGACGAACGCUUCACCCUCCGAUACUUGGCCAUCCAGUGGUUCUGGGAGGCCAUGUUCUGGCUCAUUACGCCGUGUGAGAAGUCCAAGAUGACCAUCUCCGGGCUGCAGAUCCGCUGCUUGAUGCAUUACCUACGACAAACGGCCAAUAUCGGCUGUGAUCUCACUUGGAUCAGCGCAGGCGCCCUCAUUAGAACGGCCAUGUACAUGGGACUACACCGCGACCCCAAGUCGAUCAUCAAAAUGUCUCCAUACCGCGCUGAAAUGCGUCGGAGGCUAUGGGUCACGAUCUUGGAGAUAACCCUGCAAACGAGUAUUGACUCUGGCGGUCCGCCUCUCAUCUCAAUGGACGAUUUCGACACGGAAAUACCUGCGAAUCUUGACGACGAGCAACUCGUCGAAGACGGCGACUCAACCUUUCCCGUGCCCAGAGAUCCGGGUACACAUACGCAGAUGACGGUCCCACUAGCAGUGUUCGAGACAUUUGCAACACGGCUUGCCGUGACAAAGCGCGUCAACGAGUUUCGUUCAGACACAGUCUACGAAGAGACUCUACGGCAUAGCAAUGAACUCAGCAAAUCACUCCAGAAGAUGAUGCAGCAGCUCAAGGCGCACCCGGCGGUGACCUCUUUCCAGCUUCGGUACGUCCAGUUCCUGAAUUACCGACUCUUCUUCGCCCUCCAUCACCAAAUCGCCCCGCUGGCGCAGAGAAAUCCGGUCUACUACUUCUCUCGCAAGAUGGUCGUCGACACGGCGCUGCGGCUAUGCGAGGUAGCCUUCCUCAGUCCCGAUAAGUCCGGCACCGGCGCCACGGUGAAGCCCGCAACCCCUUCCGAGGUGGACUUCCACCGCCUGACGAUCAACGGCGCCGGGUUCUACCGGUCUAUCCCCUUCCAGGGCAUCAUGACGCUGGGGCUCGAGCUCAUCAACACCAAGGAGGAGGAGGCCAGGAACGGGUACUCCGUGAUCUACAGCGGCGCCGAGGACCAGUUGCGCAGCAUCCUCAGCGCCGCCUACGACUGGUCGCGGGAUCGGAUCCUAUCCGGGGAGACGAACAUCAAGGGCCACGCGCUGAGCGUGUUGCUCAUUGCUCAUAUUCAUGGGUUGGAGCAGGGAGUUAGCGACGACAAGAUUGAGGAGUUCUUUGAGGAUGCGUGUAGGGAGCGGGUCAAGGAGUGCUAUGAUCUGCUCAAGGACUUGGCCGGAGGCGAUUUGCUUGAGGAGGGGGUGAGUAUGCCCGAUGUCCACGAUUUGGAUAUGGAUUUUGAAGCCGGUGUCGACAUGCUCGGAGACUGGGAUUGGGGAUCCAUGGACAAUAAUGGGUUCGGGUUCAGUUCCAUUAUGAACUUCAACGCCAUGCCGGAGAUGUUCUCACAGUGA
This is a messenger RNA of Colletotrichum orchidophilum, 2556 nucleotides long. RefSeq names its product fungal specific transcription factor. Gene Ontology annotation, cellular component: nucleus. The transcript is spliced from 3 exons. Gene Ontology annotation, biological process: regulation of transcription by RNA polymerase II; DNA-templated transcription. The record is from RefSeq and is a predicted model, not a curated record. Gene Ontology annotation, molecular function: zinc ion binding; DNA-binding transcription activator activity, RNA polymerase II-specific; RNA polymerase II cis-regulatory region sequence-specific DNA binding. NCBI's taxonomy places the organism in Eukaryota, Fungi, Ascomycota, Sordariomycetes, Glomerellales, Glomerellaceae. Bases 1 to 2556 code for a protein of 851 amino acids.